Clunio marinus is the source of this 2170-nucleotide messenger RNA. NCBI's taxonomy places the organism in Eukaryota, Metazoa, Arthropoda, Insecta, Diptera, Chironomidae. The record is from the annotation of a GenBank genome assembly.
GAAGUGAAAUUAAACAAUGGGAAAUUUAAAGUUGUUCUUUGGUGUUUUGGCUGCUGUCGUUAUGACGAUCCAAGGUCAAUUCACAAUUGGUUUGGGUCGUUUUGAUAUCACCGGACCAAGUGUUGAAGUUCCAUUUAUGGGAUAUGCAUCGAUGGAUCAAAGAGGCCACGGUAUUCAUACACGUCAAUUUGCUCGUACGUUCAUCGUUCAAGACGCAGCAGGAAGACGAGUCGUUUAUGUCGCUACUGAUCUUGCAAUGAUUUCUCAUGCAAUGAGAAGAGAUGUACUCGCACAACUUCAAGCGAGAUUCGGAAACAUGUACCGAUAUGAUAAUGUGAUGUUAUCAGCUCAACAUACACACGGUGGUCCCGGUGGCUAUCAUCAAUACAUCAUGUACGAUGUUACAUGUCUUGGCUUCAUUCGCGAGACUUACAAUCCAAUUGUCAAUGGAAUUGUUCAAUCAAUUACCAUCGCUCAUAAUUCAAUGUUCUCGGGACGAGUCUUCUUAACUGAGACCACAGUUAAUGAUUUCGGAGUCAAUCGUUCACCAAAAGCUUAUUUAUUGAAUCCACAAGUUGAACGAAAUCGAUUCUCUGGUGAUAUUGAUAGAACAAUGACACAAUUGAGAUUCGUUGAUAAUCAAGGGCAAGUGAGAGGAGCUUUCAGUUGGCUGGCAGUUCACCCUGUUUCGAUGAACAACACAAACUUGUUUGUAUCGUCUGAUAAUCUUGGAUUGGCUUCAAUUCUUUUGGAACAAGAAAGAAAUGCUAAUCAGUUGAUUGGAAGAGGAAGUUUUAUUGGUGCUUUCAGUACAGCUAACUCAGGUGAUAUUAGUCCGAAUAUUAAUGGUCCAAGAUGUAUUGGCACUGGAUUGUAUUGCGAUCCAAUUGAGUCAUCAUGUCCUAACCAAGGUGAUGUUUGCAUUGCUUUUGGACCGGGAACGACACAUAUUGACAGCACGAGAAUCAUUGGAACUCGAAUUUACAAUGCAGCAUCACUUCUUGUUAGAAAUGGCGGUGGACGUGAACUUACUGGCACUGUUGGAUUCCAAAAUCAGUUCGUUGAAAUGUCAACACAGACAGGUCAAUGGUUGAAUGAAGCUACGGGUCGUGUUGAAAGCUUCAGAGGGUGCUUAUCAGCGUUUGGAAUGUCAUUUGCUGCUGGCACAACUGACGGCCCUGGUGGAUUUGAUUUUACUCAAGGAAGUACUUCUGGCAAUCCAUUCUGGGAUGCUGUCCGUGAUUUCGUUGCUGAACCAACUCCCGAUGACAUUGCUUGUCAUGCACCAAAACCAAUUCUUUUGAACACUGGACGAACAUCGCGACCAUUCUUAUGGAUUCCACCAAUUGUUCCAACACAAAUCAUCACUAUUGGUGAUGCAGUGAUUGCUGGUCUUCCUGGUGAAAUCACAACAAUGGGUGGACGUCGUUUACGAACACAACUUCAAGCUGUUGGACAAGCUGUUGGACGUAAUCCACAUGUCAUUGUGACGGGAAUGGUGAACAUGUACUCGAGUUAUAUUGUGACUUUUGAGGAAUAUCAAAUGCAACGAUAUGAAGCAGCUUCAACAGCUUUCGGACCUCACACAUUAACUAUUUACAUUCAACAAUACUCGAGACUUUAUCAAGCAAUUUUAAAUAACCAAGUAUUGACACCUGGGCCACUACCACUCGAUCAAACAGCUGAUCAAUUAACGUUCUUGUUGCCAGUUAUAAAUGAUGAUUCCGGUAGUGCUAAUUUCGGUGCUGUUGUUGUUCAACCACGCGCUAGUUACACGAGAGGUCAAGAAGUAUUCGCGAGAUUUGUAUCAGGAAAUCCAAGAAAUGCUUUGAUGACGGAAAGCAGUUACUUCUUUGUUGAACGGUUGGAACUUAAUGGAAGUUGGUUGCCUAUCGCAUCAGAUGCCAACUGGGAAACAAGAUUCAUUUGGAGACGUACAAGUACAAUUCGAGGAACAAGUGAAAUUGAUUUCUUCUGGGACAUUCCCAAUAACGUCGCCAAUGGCCAAUAUCGGAUCAGACAUGAAGGCGCUUCUCGCGGUCCCGUUACAGGUGUUCGAUCUUACACUGGCAUCACUAUGAUGUUUGCAAUUGGUUAAGCAAAUCUUGUUUUUCUCUUCUUUCUUAUACACAAUAAAGACGAUAAAGUUCAAACUUUCACACAAGCACAA